Molecule: messenger RNA, 1091 nt
Organism: Scleropages formosus (Asian bonytongue)
Lineage: Eukaryota; Metazoa; Chordata; Actinopteri; Osteoglossiformes; Osteoglossidae
Gene: bcl2l16
Product: BCL2 like 16
Exons: 3
Coding region: 209-820 (203 amino acids)
Biological process (GO): regulation of apoptotic process; release of cytochrome c from mitochondria; extrinsic apoptotic signaling pathway in absence of ligand
Cellular component (GO): mitochondrial outer membrane
Molecular function (GO): BH domain binding
Source: RefSeq, a predicted model, not a curated record
GGGUGAGCGGCUGUUUGUGUGACACACGGAGGAAAGCGGCCUUUCCUGCUCCUUUCAAAACCGCCCCGGGACAUCGACCUGCAGACACAGGUUGCUGAGCUGUGGAGGCUACACUUCCAGGAAGAACAUCUGAUGACUACGGUUCAGUCAUGAUUCUCUGAGCGAGAAAUCAAGUGUGUUCAGAAACACACCCAGCUUCCAGGAGCCAAUGGGACACUCUGGAGAGUCUGGCAGGGGUCAGGGCCUUCAUAACCCCGACCCUGUGGUCCGUGAGGCCUUCAUCAUGUCCUAUGACUACAUCAACUAUGUGACGGCUGCGCCGGGCAAGCCUGUUCCCGCUGCACCCACUGCAGCCUCUGCAGCCUUACGCCACGCCGGCGAUGAGCUGCUCCUCAAGUUCCCCAUCUUUUUCCGCCGGUGGCCGCGCAUCUUCCAGGAUGUGACGGAGAGCUCUGCCUGCCCCAUGCUCCUUGCCAUCCUGGACGAACACUUUUCUCCCACAGCCCCUGGGGGGCGCCGGAGAGAGCUGGCCUGGAGCGCUAUCCUGUCUGUGUAUGUGCUGGCUGGGCAGAUGGCAGUGCAUUGCCAGGAGAAGGGCAUGAUGGGAGCUUUACCCCAGCUGCAGGAGUGUGUGGGGGAGUAUGUGGAGAGGCUGAUCUGCCCAGAGAUCCGUGACAAGGGCGGAUGGGAUGGCUUUGUGUCUCGCUUUGGUAAGAAACAGAACCUCGAGACACAAGUAAAGCGAGUUUGCUGCUAUGCUCUGCUGCUGUUGGCUACAGGAAUCUUUUUCCAUCUGCUGUGGAAAAGAAGACAUCUAUGACAUCACAGCACACCUUGAUGGAAGGGGUAACUCACACCCAGAAAGUGUGCUCACUCCUGAGCUUCCUGAUCUAGAGCAAAAAUGUCUUAAACUAUUAAAGGCUGUGCAUGUUCUCAGAACACUAAAAACUAACAAUAUAUUUGACAGUGUUUGCCAGAUUUAAAAGAGCCCUUUGGGAGCUGUGCUGUGGUAUAUGUGGUGUAGUUACUCUAAAGAGCCAGAAGAGGUCACUAAUGUACAUGUCACACAGUUUACACCAAAUAAAUUCUGA